AUGGCUGUUGGACCUGGUGUGGACAAUAGAUCAGAUCCAGUGCCGGCAAUGCCAUCUCCAAACGAGAAUAUCAACAGCGUGCAUGUCUCGGCUCUUUCGUCUUCGUCAUCCUCAAUAUCGGAUACUGAACAUGAUCGAAAAUCCAGGGCUGACCGUCCCCGCCUGGCGAGUCGGAAACCCAGUGCCUCCAUUCUUGUCCCCCGCGACCAUCCUGAAAUCGAGAUCGAGAAGGAGGAAUUCCCCCCGGACGACGCUCGUGCCAUGAGUCCGAGAAGGAACUCGGCAGAUGUUGAGAAACUCAGUAGAGAAGCAAGAGAAGCCUUACAAAAGCAAGCAAAUACCUUGCAGUCAUCUCUGCAAGCCCUCGCAGAGCGCAUUGAUGAGGUCAAGUCAGACCACGACAAACUAGAAAAUGAGAAUAGAUUCCUACAGGACUAUAUCGGUGAUCUCACACGGACGAUGUCCGCUAAGACGGAGGUUACAUCGACCAGUGGUGUCGGGAAAGGCAAGAAACCACAGAAGUGA
This is a messenger RNA of Histoplasma mississippiense, 525 nucleotides long. RefSeq lists its product as hypothetical. Lineage: Eukaryota; Fungi; Ascomycota; Eurotiomycetes; Onygenales; Ajellomycetaceae. The record is from RefSeq and is a predicted model, not a curated record. The transcript has 2 exons. Gene Ontology annotation, cellular component: trans-Golgi network. Bases 1 to 525 code for a protein of 174 amino acids.